Messenger RNA from Piliocolobus tephrosceles (Ugandan red Colobus), 725 nucleotides. Its product is annotated as histone H2A type 2-A. Gene Ontology annotation, molecular function: DNA binding; protein heterodimerization activity; structural constituent of chromatin. Lineage: Eukaryota; Metazoa; Chordata; Mammalia; Primates; Cercopithecidae. Bases 208 to 600 code for a protein of 130 amino acids. The transcript has a single exon. Gene Ontology annotation, cellular component: nucleosome. The record is from RefSeq and is a predicted model, not a curated record.
CGCCCAAUGCGAGAGAGACGAGAUUAUGUAAAUGAGUGGAUUCUGGCUGAGCUAUCCUAUUGGCUAUCGGGACAAGAUUUGCUUGAGCCAAUCAAAGUGCUCCGUGGACAAUCGGCGUUCUGUCUAUAAAAGGGUGAAGCGGCGGCUUCUUGGGUGACUUUUCCGGUCGCCAGGCAGGAGUUUCACUCGGUGACUGCUAUCGCUGUCAUGUCUGGUCGUGGCAAGCAAGGAGGCAAGGCCCGCGCCAAGGCCAAGUCGCGCUCGUCCCGCGCCGGCCUCCAGUUCCCGGUAGGGCGAGUGCACCGCUUGCUACGCAAAGGCAACUACGCGGAGCGGGUGGGGGCCGGCGCGCCAGUCUACAUGGCGGCGGUCCUCGAGUACCUGACCGCCGAGAUCCUGGAGCUGGCGGGUAACGCGGCUCGGGACAACAAGAAGACGCGCAUCAUCCCUCGUCACCUCCAGCUGGCCAUCCGCAACGACGAGGAACUGAACAAGCUGCUGGGCAAAGUCACCAUCGCCCAGGGCGGCGUCUUGCCUAACAUCCAGGCCGUGCUGCUCCCUAAGAAGACGGAGAGUCACCACAAGGCAAAGGGCAAGUGAGGCUGACGUCCGGCCCAAGUGGGCCCAGCCCGGCCCGCGGUCUCGAAGGAAGGGGCACCUGUGAACUCAAAAGGCUCUUUUCAGAGCCACCCACGUUUUCAAAUAAAAGAGUUGCUAAUGCCAGC